AUGUAUGGUCGCUAUUCCAAGGAUCUCGGGGAGUUCGCCAAGACAGAGUCGAAGCGUCUGAAAGAGAUCGACAAGAAGAGAAAGCUGGACGAGAAACUGCGACGCCAGGAGUUGCACCGGUAUCGCGGAAAGUGGACACGGCGUGUGGGCAAAGUGUUCGGGUUUGUGUGGAAGAAGACAUUUGCGAGGAUUGGUGAAGACUGGGUGUUCUUGACUGUGCUAGGGGUCUUGAUGGCGUUAAUCAGCUUUGUCAUGGACUACGGAAUCGCCAUGUGCAAUAAAGCGCGCAUCUGGCUGUACCGAGACCUCACCACACAUCCGGUGCUGCAGUACAUCUCGUGGGUCUCGCUGCCCAUCGCGCUCAUCCUGUUCUCGGCCGGCUUCGUGCACAUCGUCUCCAAGUCUGCUGUCGGCUCCGGCAUCCCCGAGAUGAAGACGAUCCUUCGCGGCGUGCCGCUGGAUGAGUACCUGACUUUCCGCACCCUGGUGGCCAAGGUGGUCGGCCUCACGGCCUGCCUCGGCUCCGGCAUGCCCCUCGGCAAGGAGGGCCCGUUCGUCCACAUCGCCAGUAUCGUGGCGACCCUGCUGACGAGGCUAGUCACGUCCUUCAAGGGCAUCUACGAGAACGAGAGUCGCAACAGUGAAAUGCUGGCGGCGGCCUGCGCUGUGGGCGUGGCCUGCAGCUUCGCGGCGCCCAUCGGAGGCGUGCUGUUCAGCAUCGAGGUGACGUCGGUGUACUUCGCCGUGCGCAACUACUGGCGCGGCUUCUUCGCGGCCGUGUGCGGCGCCAUGGUGUUCCGGCUCCUCUCCGUCUGGUUCCAGGACGAAGAGACGAUAACAGCUCUAUUCAAAACGGACUUCAAGGUGGACUUUCCAUUUGAUCCGCAAGAGCUGUUCGUGUUUGCGCUUAUCGGUGCCGUGGCUGGCUUUGCCGGAGCGUUUUAUGUGUGGGUUCACCGGCGAUACGUGGUCUUCAUGCGGCACAACACCUGCAUGAAGAGCUUCCUGCGACAAAACCGGUUUCUGUAUCCGUUCUUCAUUGCACUGAUGGUGUCAUCUGCGACGUUCCCCUUGGGUCUGGGACAGUUUCUAGCCGCAGACCAAACCACUCAUGACCAGGUUCUAGAUCUCUUCUCCAACUUUACUUGGUCAUCACCCGAACUUAAUGUAGACGAAGCAGAAAUAGUGGACCACUGGACGAACCCGUACACAAACUUCUACGUCAACCUCUGCAUCUUCAUAGGGGUUACCAUGUGUAUGGCGGUGGUGGCGUCCACGCUGCCCGUGCCGGCCGGCACCUUCAUCCCCGUGUUCAAGAUGGGCGCCGCCUUCGGCCGGCUGGUGGGCGAGCUGAUGGCCAUCUGGUUCCCCCAGGGGGUCCGCUACGGCGGCCACAUAUCACCCAUCAUGCCAGGGGGCUACGCGAUCGUGGGCGCAGCCGCUCUGGCAGGCUCAGUCACAAACACCAUCUCCACGUCUGUCAUAGUGUUCGAGCUGACCGGCCAGAUCACCCACAUCCUUCCCGUCAUGAUUGCUGUGUUGAUUGCAAACGCGAUAUCCCAACUACUACAGCCCUCCAUAUAUGACAGCAUAAUCCAGAUUAAGAAGCUUCCGUACCUUCCGGACAUAGUCACGUCAACAAACGCGUACUCGGUGUACGUGGAGGACAUCAUGGUGCGGGACGUCAAGUACAUCUGGCACGGCAUCACGUACCGCCAGCUGCGCGACAUCCUGCGCCAGACCAAGAAGCUCUCCAGCGUGCCGCUGGUGGACGCGCCCGAGUCGAUGAUCCUGCUGGGCAGCAUACGGAGGAAGCAGCUGGUGGUUCAGCUGGAGACUCACCUCGGCAGGGAUCGACGCAUCGAGGUCGUCGCCAAGUGGCAGCGCGCCGCCCAAAAGAUCCGACUGGCCAAGCACAACCAUAACUGGAAGGCGCUGGUGGCGCUCGCCAAGGGUGAGCAGGAGGACGCGGCGCGGCUCGAGCACCGCGCCUCAAUCCGCGAGCGGCCGGAGCACGAGCGGGAGGAUGUGCUGGACGUGUCGGGGGCGCGCGUGUUGGAGAGCGACGACCCGCCGCCGCCGUCGGCCGAUCCGCAGGCCCGCAGGCCCUCGCGCUUCGCCGUCACGCCGGUGACGGACGAUCCGGAGCCGGAGCCGGAGCCAAAGCUGGAGCCGAAGACGGAGCCGAAGACGGAGCCGAAGACGGAGCCGAAGACGGAGCCGAAGACGGAACCGGAUUUGAGGUCAGCUUCAGAACAGGAGCCGGGGUCGGACCAGGAGCCGGAGCAGGACUCUCUGCUGCCAUCUCCCAGGACCACCUUCUGCGUGGAUACCGACUCGGAAGAGGAGCGGUCGCCGGGCGGCUCGGGCGCGUCGCCGUCCCGCGCGCGGCCGCGACCUCUGAAGCCCAUCCUGAAGAAGACGGGCUCGUUCUCGCUGCGCCGGUCCAGCCCGGCGCACACGCCGGUCAACACGCCGUACGCGACGGUGACCGGCGGCAGCGACGGCAGACUGAGGGCGGCGUUCGACCGGGUAUUCCAGCGAUCCCGCGAGCUGAGGGCCUCCAACGGCUUACGCGACGACAGCAACAAGUCGCUCUCUUCUCAGAAGCACGUCACGCUGCCGACUGCACGUGUUAUGGACAUGUCUUACGAAGACCAGAAAAAGUGGGAAGAGGAAGAACUGGACAAGGAAGUGAACUUUGACGACUGCAAAAUCGACCCGGCGCCGUUUCAGCUGGUGGAGCGCACCUCGCUGCUCAAGGUGCACUCGCUGUUCUCCAUGCUGGGCCUGAACCACGCGUACGUGACGGCCAUCGGCCGCCUGAUCGGCGUGGUGGCGCUGAGAGAGGUGAGACUCGCCGGGGGCGGCGCGCCGACGCGGCCCGGAGCCGAAGUCGAGCUGGCCGGGCGGAGGACGAGCACGGUAUCUUCCCUGCCCGCCAGCCAGCACGUGAAGGCAGAUAUGAAGCUCACCUCAAGUGGUAAGACGUCAAGCUUGAAGGAGUAG
Molecule: messenger RNA, 3009 nt
Organism: Pollicipes pollicipes
Lineage: Eukaryota; Metazoa; Arthropoda; Thecostraca; Pollicipedomorpha; Pollicipedidae
Product: chloride channel protein 2
Exons: 22
Coding region: 1-3009 (1002 amino acids)
Biological process (GO): transmembrane transport; chloride transport
Cellular component (GO): plasma membrane
Molecular function (GO): voltage-gated chloride channel activity
Source: RefSeq, a predicted model, not a curated record